CCCGCCGCGGGACGGACCAUGCUACGCUCCACUGGCUUCUUCCGGACCAUCGACUGCCCCUAUUCGGCUGGGGCGCCCGGGGGUCCCUGUCGGCGACCCUACUGCCACUUUCGGCAUCGCGGCGCUCGAGGUCCCGGCGCGCCCGGCGACGGCGGAGCGGCGCCUCCCACCGCAGGUCUCACCUAUGACCCCUACAACCCUGAGCUUCCCAAGCCAGCGGUGCAGAGAGAGAAUGGCGUCCUGGGAGGCGGAGAUGAGCACCACUCAGACAUGCUGGAGCUGGAGCUGGUCAACCAGGCCAUCGAGGCCGUGCGCACAGAGGUGGAGCUGGAGCAGCGGCGCUACCAGGAGCUGCUGGGCACAGCGCGAGCUGGGGGCAUCGGGGAAGCCUCCGCUCUGGCCCCUCGUGGCCCCUCUGCCCCUGCAGCUGACCUGGGCCAGGAGGACACCUUCCCACUCUCCUACGACUACCACCCUGGCAGCCACGGCCCUCUGAGCCCAGAUGCCAGCUACCAACCCACACCACUGGUUGUGCCCACUGAGCCAGGUGGCAAGUACUCCCUGGAGAGGAGCCCCGCCCGAGGUGGUGCCCUGGAAUAUGUCCCCAAGGCCGUGGGCCAGCCCCGAAGGCAGGGUCGUCACGGCACCAGCGGCAAGUACGUCGUGGACAACUCCAAGCCUUCCACUGACCUAGAGUACGACCCCCUGUCCAACUACUCGGCCAGGCUGCUGAACAGGGCUGGUUCCAGGGAUGAGAGACCACCCAAGCGGGCCCAGGGUGCCCUUGGCCAGGAGCUCUACACACCAGCGCUCAAGAAGCACUGUGAUGCCUUCAGAAGCUAUGACGCCCGCUUCUCGGACUCGGAGGAUGAGGCCAAGGAGGCCCUAGGCAAUGGGACCCUCUCUGCCAGCCCCCCACAGGCCCGGGCGGGUCCUGAGAGCCAGGCCUCAGCCAAGCUGCCCUGUAGCAAGGGCCUGGAGCCCGAGGACGGGGCCUUGCGAGAGACCAAGGAGAUGGCUGUGCAGUACGAUGUGGGAGACCUUGGGCAGCAGCCCCAAGACCCGAGCCGGGGCAGCCCGGCCACUCCUGCCUCCACCGCCCCUCCAGCCACCGUCCUUGCCACACCGGUGCAGGGAGCCUUCAAGGAUGCAACAUCCAAGAGGAAACGAGGGGAGCUGCUGGCCGCCAGCCACAAAGACAGAAGUCGGAAGAAGGACAAGGGCAGGGCCCAAGGGAAGCCAGGUGAGAGGAAGACCUCCCAGGCCGCCAGCCCUCGGAGCCAGGCCGAGGGGCCAGUCGGGACCAAGAAGAAGCCAUCCUCGGCCACCACGCUGGCCAGCUCAGGGAAGAAGAGGCCCGAGCGGCCCCCAGAGCCCCGGCCAGCCUGCGGGAAACGAGGAAAGCCUUCCGCCUCGGGAAAGCUGGCCACACGCAAGGCCCACUCACUGGACGAGGGCAGCUCCCAGGAUGCCCCCAAGCUGAAGCAGCGAGCCCUGAGCCACGCUGAUCUCUUUGGGGAUGAGAGUGCAGACGAGGAGGUGGGCCCGCCUCGGACUUGGCCCCCUGUGCUGCCCAACCUCAGCUCCGACACCGACUCAGACUCAGACUCCAGCCUCAGCCUCCCAGGGGCCGAGCAGGGUCCACCUCGGCAGUCUAAGGCCUCACCGCCCCCGGUGGCCACCCCCAUACCUCCUUCCCCCUCGUCGUCGUCCUCAGGGGAGGACGUGGACUAUGCUGCCCUGGAGAAGGAAGUGGACUUUGACUCGGACCCCAUGGAAGAGUGUCUGCGUAUCUUCAAUGAGUCCAGUAGUGUGAAGACGGAGGACAAGGGCCGACUGGCCCGCCAGCCGCCCAAGGAGAAGGCGGAGGAGCCGGGGCACUCGGGCCUGACCACACUGUUCCCGGGACAGAAGCGGAGGAUCUCCCAUCUCACCAAGCAUGGAAAGGAGGCAGAGCCCUCCAGGAGACCCCCACCGACAGCCCCAGCCCGGCCGCUCACCGCCCAGGAGGUGUGUUACCGGCGUGCCCAGCAGGCCCAGCGUGAGUCGGCCAGCUGGCUGCAGGCGGCUGAGAAGCCAGGCCCUGGGAAGCCAGCCACCGUGCACAUCUCUGUGCCUGGAGAAAAGAAGCGGAUCGCCCAUGUGCCCAAUCCCCGCCUGGCUGCAGCCCCCACAGGUGCCAAGCGGACCCUGGCCGCCAGUGGCAGCCAGCCCCGCCAUGGCCCUGAACCCGGUCGGCAGCCCCUGAAGACUCGCACGCUGGCCGGGAUGGCGUCCAAGACCACCUCCACUGCCACCCCCAAGCGGGUCGCCCACAGUCCAUCGCUGCAGAGUUUAAAGAAACCCAUUAUCCCCAAAGAGUUUGGGGCCAAAGUCCCCACAGCCAUCCGGCAGCGGUACCUCAACUUGUUCAUUGAGGAGUGCCUCAAGUUCUGUCCUUCUAGCCAAGAGGCCAUCGAGAAGGCGUUAACUGAGGAAAAGGUGGCCUACGACCGCAGUCCCAGCAAGAACAUCUACCUGAACGUUGCCGUCAACACCCUCAAAAAGCUCCGGGGCCUGGUGCCCAACGCCUCCCCAGGUCUCAGCAAGACCAGUGGUCGGCGCCUGGUGUCCCACGAGGUGGUGCUGGGGGGCAGGUUGGCCGCCAAGACCAGCUUCUCACUCAGCCAUGCGCGCAGCCCCCGCGUGGAAGACCUGAAAGGGGCCACGCUGUACAGCCGCCUCAAGGAAUACCUGCUCACGGAGGAGCAGCUCAAGGAGAACGGCUACCCCUUCCCCCACCCGCAGCGGCCGGGCGGUGCCGUCCUCUUCACCGGAGAGGAGAAGAAGCCCAAGGACGCCUCCUGCAGGAUCUGCUGCCGCUGCGGUGCCGAGUACCUUGUGUCCCCCUCGGGCCGCUGCGUCCGCUCCGAGGAGUGCAGCUACCACUGGGGGCGGCUCAGGCGGAACCGAGUGGCUGGUGGCUGGGAGACUCGGUACACGUGCUGCUCGGCUGCCGUUGGCUCCAUUGGCUGCCAGGUUGCAAAGCAACACGUGCAGGAUGGGCGGAAGGAAAACCUGGAAGGGUUUGUGAAGACCUUUGAAAAAGAGCUUCCACAGGAAGCUCACCCAGGAGUGUAUGCCCUCGACUGUGAGAUGUUCUCCGGGGUGACUGAGGCUGACCUGGCAGACACAAGCAUCACGCUGAGAGAUGUGCAGGCCGUCCUACUGAGCAUGCUCAGUGCGGACACCAUCCUCAUCGGGCACAGCCUGGAGAGUGACUUGCUGGCCCUCAAGGUUAUCCACAGCACAGUGGUGGACACGGCCGUGCUGUUCCCACACCGCCUCGGCCUCCCCUACAAGCGCUCCCUCCGGAACCUCAUGGCUGACUACCUCAGACAGAUCAUCCAGGACAACGUGGACGGGCACAGCUCCAGCGAGGAUGCCAGCGCUUGCAUGAAUCUGAUGAUCUGGAAGAUCCGUGAAGACGCCAAGACCAAGCGAUGA
Molecule: messenger RNA, 3486 nt
Organism: Elephantulus edwardii (Cape elephant shrew)
Lineage: Eukaryota; Metazoa; Chordata; Mammalia; Macroscelidea; Macroscelididae
Gene: REXO1
Product: REX1, RNA exonuclease 1 homolog (S. cerevisiae)
Exons: 15
Coding region: 19-3486 (1155 amino acids)
Cellular component (GO): nucleus
Molecular function (GO): exonuclease activity; nucleic acid binding
Source: RefSeq, a predicted model, not a curated record